GAGGGGCGGGCUUCGACCGGGGCCCUCGGAUCGGCAGGUGCGAUGAGCUUGUCGAUGCCUUUUUCGUCGCAGGCCGGGUCUCCGGGGUUGGCCCCGAAUGACUCCCCUCGAUUGGCGGGGGAGCGCCCUUGGAGCGGGACGGUGGGGUGCCCGGGAGGGCCUGUGGCCGGGGGGACCGACGGCCGGAGAGAAAUGAGAAUAAUCCGGGGCAACCCGGCCGAAAAGAAGGGCUAGUCGCCAGCCCUCUCGGCGGCCGAAAAGCCCGGCCCGAUGAACGUGAAAACGGGGGAGAGGGGGCGGCCGAGGCAGAGAGGAGGGGGUAGGAAUGACCCCAGAGGAAGCAGGCUUUGAAGCCGAACCUCCGCAUCGAAUAGUGAUAAUCAUAAAAACGCCUAGGUAUUUUUUUUCUUCCGAGGGACACCGGCAGGCUCGGAGUUCCACUUGUCAGGAUUCUGCUUUUUUUCCACCGAUCUAACAGACCUGGAGCCAGCAAGACUCAGAGGAAAGGACUUAAUCAGGUUUAUGUGUACUCAAGGUUAUGAAGACAGCAUGGAGUUCCCAGACCACAGCCGCCAUUUGCUCCAGUGCCUGAGCGAGCAGCGACACCAGGGUUUCCUCUGCGACUGCACCGUCCUGGUGGGAGAUGCCCGGUUCCGGGCUCACCGCGCGGUCCUGGCUUCGUGCAGCAUGUACUUCCACCUCUUCUACAAGGACCAGCUGGACAAAAGGGACAUUGUUCAUCUGAACAGCGACAUCGUCACGGGCCCGGCCUUCGCCCUGCUGCUGGAGUUCAUGUACGAGGGGAAGCUCCAGUUCAAAGACCUGCCCGUGGAAGACGUCCUGGCGGCGGCCAGCUACCUGCACAUGUACGACAUCGUCAAGGUGUGCAAGAAGAAGCUGAAGGAGAAGGCGGGCCCGGAGGGGGACGGCGCGAAGAAGGAAGAGGACGCCUCGAGCUGCUCGGAGAAGGUGGAGAGCCUGUCGGACGGCGGGAGCAGCAGCGGCAGCAGCGGCGGCGGCGGCCGCACGGCCGGGGACCUGGCCAGCGACGAAGAGGACGGCGAAGACGAGAAGCCGCCCCUGCUGGCGGGCAAGCGGGACCCGGCGGGCGAGGCCGGGCCCGUGUGGAUGCGGCUGCCGCCCCCGGACCCGGCGGGCCCGCCCCAGGCCGGGGCCGAGGCGGAGCCGCCCGGGAAAACGCCGCCGGCCGCCGGCAGCCCCUGCAGCUCGACCGACUCUUUGUCCCAGAGGUCUGUCACCUCCGUGAGGGGUUCAGCCGAUGUUGACUGUGUGCUGGACCUGUCUGUCAAGUCCAGUCUUUCAGGAGUUGAGAAUCUGAACAGCUCUUAUUUCUCUUCACAGGACGUGCUGAGAAACAGCCUGGUGCAGGUGAAGGUGGAGAAAGAGGCCUCCUGUGAUGAGAGCGAUGUGGGCCCCAAUGACUAUGACAUGGAGCCCGGCGCCGGCAAAGAGAGCGGGAGCGCUCCCGGCGGCCGGGGCCCCUACGAGCCGGCCCACCUGGCCCCCAUGCGGGAGGACACGGUCCUGAGGGAGCUCGAGCGCGAGGACCGAGCCAGCGACGACGAGCUGAUGGCGCCCGAGGCGGAGCGGGGCCCCGCGGAGGGGAGCCUGGACGGGGGCCUGCUCCCCUACGUGUCCAACAUCCUCAGCCCGGCGGGCCAGAUCUUCAUGUGCCCUCUGUGCAACAAGGUCUUCCCCAGCCCGCACAUCCUGCAGAUCCACCUGAGCACCCACUUCCGGGAGCAGGACGGCCUCCGCGGCAAGCCGGCCGCCGACGUCAACGUGCCCACCUGCUCCCUCUGCGGCAAGACGUUCUCCUGCAUGUACACCCUGAAGCGCCACGAGCGGACUCACUCGGGCGAGAAGCCCUACACCUGCACCCAGUGCGGGAAGAGCUUCCAGUACUCGCACAACCUCAGCCGCCACGCCGUAGUACACACGCGCGAGAAGCCCCACGCCUGCAAGUGGUGCGAGCGCAGGUUCACCCAGUCCGGGGACCUUUACAGGCACAUCCGCAAGUUCCACUGCGAGCUGGUGAACUCCUUGUCCGUCAAGAGCGAAGCGCUCAGCUUGCCCGCCGUCAGGGACUGGACCUUAGAAGAUAGCUCUCAAGAACUCUGGAAGUAAUCGACCGAGAUAUCGGCCGGGGGCGGGGGGGGUGGGUGGCUUGGGGGUGGCGGUCGGGCGUUUGGGGGUGGUGCGGGUGUGUGUCCGGGGGCGGGUAUAUAUACAUAUAUAUAUAUAUCUAUAUAUAUGUAUGUAUCUAUCUGGCCGUAGAUACCUAUGUAUGAUAUAUAUAUAUAUAUAUGUGUGUAUAUCACAUAUCGUCGUGGUACGGUCUAAAAGCAGUCUCCUUUCCUCAGACUCAAAAGUCGGGACGUCCGCUGGGUUUUUGGGUUGGAUUUUUGUUUUGUUUCGUUGAGUUGUUUGGUUUGGUUCUUUUGUUUUGGGCACUUUAGAGAGAGCAUGAAAAUCUCCCCCAUUUAGGCUCCCAGAAGAGAGUCUGUAGGGCCGAGGCGGAGAGUACGGAGGUGGUCUUCCCCCGGAGGUGGAAGGGGGGAAGGGGGGGUCUGGCGAAAUGAGCCUUUUAAAUAGGUCCUCCCAUCGCCGGACGCGCGGGGAUGGUUUGAUUUCGCCGAUGCUGCGUUGGAUUCGGAGCUCUGUGGGGAUUUUUUUAGUGGGGGGGGUCGUCUCUCUUUUUUUUUUCUCUCCCUCUCCCCUCCUCCCCUCUUCCCCCCCCCUUGUAGAAAUCUCCCCCCAUCUCUAUUAAGCCUCUCUACCACUUCUGAAAUCGCAUGACCCCUUUCUGGCUGUUGGAAACUUGAAUGCUUUUAGACCCAAAUGGGGGAGGGAAAAAAAUUCUGAAAUGCUGGAUUAUCUAUUUUUAAACAAGCAGUUGACUUUAAAAAAACGAAACAAAAAAAAAAAAACAAAAAAAAACUUUCUGUGGCAACUUCUGGUUUUCUGACAGUUCCCACUGGAAACCGUUCUGAACGAACACUGGGAUCCCGGGACCCUUGUCUCUUGUGAAGGUUUGCUUGGGAUGAAAAAGGGUAUUGCAGCUUCAGCGGUGUUGAACUGUGUGUUUAAAAAUGUGAAUUACUGUUAUUGUAUACUGUAAUUGAUUACGUGGGCCGGGUUGGGGUGGGGUGGGGGGUGGUGUCAAGGAAAUUGACAGGUUGUGUUGAUGCUCUUAGUUGAGUCUUGAGAAGUAAAUAUUAACGCUACAGAAAUGCAUGAGUUUCGAUAUAUUUUUGUCUUUGUUUGCAUUGUAUAACUUUAACGAGUGAGUUUAAGAUUAUUUAAUUUCCUUAGGAAAAAUAGCACCACUUGAGAAAACUGGUGUUAAGAAGAACUGAAAUGCACUGUUUUAUUUUAUUUUAUAUAAUUUAAAUUGACUUUCCACUGUCUUUAGAUUGAAGCUGUUAAGCUGAAUAAAAAUUAAGCUUCGAGUUGAUAACUUAGCUACAUAACAAGGAAAAUAUAAAUGUUUACAGACAGCUUAAAGAUUUGCAUGUGCAGUGUGCAUUUAUAACGAACUUCUAAUUGCACAAAACCCAUGCCAGCUCAAAGUUUAGGUGUGUAUACAUUUACCCAGUUGAGCAUCUUUAGAAUUACUACUGCACAAAUUGACAAUAGGUCAUUCUUAUUCUCUCUCCCCCUUUUUUUUUUUUUUGGUCCCCCUUCCUCUUCCCUUCACCGCCCCCCCCCCCACCUCCUCUCUUCCCCUCCCAGUUCCCCCACCCCCCUCCAUUCUCCUCCCAACCCAUGAAAAGAUUCUAUGGACUGAAAAAGCCCCAGGCUGAAAGGACUGGAAAGCCUUGAUUGACAUGGGGGGGUGGGGGGGGAGAGAAGAGGGGGAUUUGGGGAGGGGGGGGAGUUAGUAGACUUUGUGUAUCCAAGCAGCAGAGGCUGCAGCCUGACGUGUGGUUAUAAUGACCAACACACGGGGCGAAAGCAUUUUGCACAGUGUUUGUUUUCCUGUCUUGCACUUACAAAUAAGGUCUAUGGGAGUAGCAUGGAAAACGUUUGCUGUUUUUCCCUUUAUUUUAUUUUUUUUUCUUUUGUUUCAAAUUUGAUCGCCUUAACUACUGUAAACAUAGCCUAUUUUUGUGCUUAAGAUACUGAAUGGAAAACUCCAUUGUGUGUUGCUGGGCUGUUUGGAAAUAUUUGGUCAAAUGUGUGUUAAUUUGGCUGUAAUGGCAUUUAAAGCAAACAAAAAAGCUGUGAAAAUAGCCUUGAGCAUUAUCUUUAGUUACUUGAAGAGAUUCUAGUUUUGUUUGUUUUUUUUUAAAUACAGUUUAAGAUAAGUUUUUAUUAAUUUAGAAAAGACAAUCAGUGUCUGUGAGAAACGGACUUUUCUUUUGGAUUUUUUUGUGGUCCUUGUGAGUGAUUGCUUUUUCCUCCUUUAUUAGUUUCACAUUCUUCCUUUGUUCUAAAACUUAGACUGACAUCUAGCUUUGACAAUCAUAGUAUGUUUUAUUUUCCUGAGGGGGGAAUAACUUAUAAUGCUGUUUAGUUUUGUACUAUUGGUGUGUUGGUGAAUUUUUAAACUGUGUGCUAACUGCAAUAAAUUAUACGAACUGAGAAGUGAA
This is a messenger RNA of Ornithorhynchus anatinus (platypus), 4616 nucleotides long. It is a transcript of the gene ZBTB18, whose product is annotated as zinc finger and BTB domain containing 18. The record is from RefSeq and is a predicted model, not a curated record. NCBI's taxonomy places the organism in Eukaryota, Metazoa, Chordata, Mammalia, Monotremata, Ornithorhynchidae. The transcript is spliced from 3 exons. Gene Ontology annotation, biological process: regulation of transcription by RNA polymerase II. Gene Ontology annotation, cellular component: nucleus. The coding region runs from base 523 to 2148 and encodes 541 amino acids. Gene Ontology annotation, molecular function: protein binding; RNA polymerase II cis-regulatory region sequence-specific DNA binding; DNA-binding transcription factor activity, RNA polymerase II-specific.